AUGACUGGGUUCAUGAGGAACCCAGAUUUGCUUUGGGUUCGUGACGAACCCAGAGCAGAUCCGGGUUCGUCGCGAACCCAAGUCUGCUCUGCUCUGCUCUGGUUCGCUGCUCUACUCUGCUCUGGUUCGUUGCUCUGCUCUGGGUUCGACGCGAACCCAGGUUUGCUCUGGGUUUGUCGCGAACCCAGAUCUCUUCUGGGUUCGUCGCAAACCCAUUUCUUUGUUGCCAUAGAUUAGGAAGAUGUAUGCUAACUCUCUCAUUCAUGGUGAUUCACACAUGCUUUUUGCAGAGGAUAGAAUAAGGUAAAGUAGAUUUAUGGAGGAACAGUGACAUUUCUUCUGAAAUUUUAUGUUGCUUUUAAUUGUGGAGUACUGAAUGAAAGAGGAUGAAAGAGGCAUUCUGAGUUCAUGACGAACCCAGAUCGUCUCUGGGUUCCUCAUGAACCCAAUCAUGCCCAAGAAGGGGAUGAGGGGAGGGGAGAAGAGAAACAGUGACAACCAAAGGAAAAAUGGCUGAAAACAGUGGCGGUGGGAAAGAGAACAAAGAGAGCACAGAGGAGAACGAUGGAAAGAAGAAUAGAUUAAGGGCAUUUUA
Molecule: messenger RNA, 595 nt
Organism: Rubroshorea leprosula
Lineage: Eukaryota; Viridiplantae; Streptophyta; Magnoliopsida; Malvales; Dipterocarpaceae
Source: the annotation of a GenBank genome assembly